AGUGGGCAGUUGAAUGUUUCAUGAGGAAAAUAAUUUGUUUGGUUUUUCUGUUUUAUACGCUGCUCUUGAUGAAUUUCAAGUUUAGAAACUUCUUUUUGUUUUGAUUUGUUAAGCUUUGUGCUAGGCUUGUUUAUUGAAACUAGGAUAAUACGAUCUCUUGAUUGAAACAAAGUGAAAUUAUUCUUUUGUGCGAAAGACUAGAUCCAUGUUUGUGCUGGGAGCGCAGAGGUAAAAUCGCCCGCGAUGGUUUACUUGUGCUUUGCUGGUGGAUUCGUUACCCUUUCUGUGAAAAUUUGUUGAUUCAUCAGCAGAAGUCCUAAGACGGGAACAUAAGGAGACCUUGAAUGAAUUUGGCAGUGUGCCGUACCGUGCAGGGCCUGUUGUUACAGGAAAACAAGACGCGGACGCUAGGCCUGUGACUCAAGUCAAGAGCUGUCAUUUCGGGAAAUCGCCAGGGACUUCGCCCGAGGAUUCACGCAAGAUGAACACUGCCCUGGUCAUUUUUGCGGUUCUCCUAUGCUCCAGUUGCUGUUUGGCGUUUGAUUGUCCGAAACAGUGCAGUUGUGGGGAGACGAUCCGGUGCAAAGUGAAAGACUUGAGGAUCUUAAAGAAGAUUUUACCUACAAAUAUAACAAGACUUGAUCUCUCGUCAGAUGACAUCACAAAGAUUCCUGCAGGAACAUUUGAAAACUUUACUUCGCUACGAUAUCUAUCUCUCGCAAACAAUUCUAUCAGACAUCUUUCGAGACAUUCCUUUAGGGGACUUCGCAAUCUUCGAGAAUUAAAUCUUAAGGACAAUGGAGAGCUGAUACUAGACAAAGACGUAUUUGAAAGUCUUCCCUCUCUACGAAUAAUCGGUGUGGAUAGCAACAAUAUUCAAAAUCUGUCUGAGGAACUCCGUAACCGGUCACACUCAGUCAACGUAACCAUCGAUAUCAAACAGGAAAAGGUCCAUUGCGAGAUCUACAAAAAACCUACAGAAGAGUGUAUGGCAAAUGGUUACCCCGUCUGCAAUGACGCUAUGGACAUCAGAGAAGAUGUGAUGAAGCUCUCUCCUUUUCCUAAACAUUCCUGUGUACUUGCAAGAUGCGAAAAUAAACAGAAGAAGGUCAUUUGUGUGGCUUCUAAAACAAAUAACACAUGUUGGCCUGGAAUGAUUGGUGAUAACACCGGAGUGAAAUUGGCGUUAUGGACUUUCGGUCUUCUCGCAGUCGCCUCCAACCUCCUCGUUUUGGUGACUUUAUUAUGCAACAGCGAAGUCCGCCGAGCACCUCUUUGUAUAUUCGUCAUGAAUUUACUUUUAGGGAACAUUCUUAUUGGUGCGCACAUUGUCAUAGUAACGGUAUCUGAUACGGUUACAUACGAGAACUCGUCCGAGUGCCAUAAAGAACGAUGGGAAGCAAAGCUUUGUGUACCGCUGUUCAUCGUCAAGUACAUCGGGCUCAUGAUAGUUGUGCUCUCUCUUUUGCUGGUCACGGUGGAAAGAUUUCUCGUUGUCAUAAUGAAAUCUACUCAUUAUAUUGAUACGUGCCGAGCUUUGGGCUACGUGUUCGAGAGUUGGAUAUUCGCAACCAUAGCCACAGUUGUUCUAUGGACUAAAGCGGGAAACUGGGGCUAUCUUUGCUCGACAUUUGCCAGUGGAAAAUCCUUCACAGAUAUAAACAGAGGCAUAAAUUUAACUCUUGUUAGUAUUUGCGUGGUAAUGAUAUUCAUUCAUAUUUUUGUGAUUUGCCGAGCAACACGUAAAGAUCCUGUGGUUGCAGCGACAACGGAUUAUAAAAACACCGUUCGCACGUUCCUUCUUGUUUUGUCGACGUUUUUUGCCUGGGCAGUUCCGUACACCCUUAUCCUCUUCACAGUUCCCGCAAUAGUAACUGAAACAGUAGCUAUGCAAACUAUGGCUAUUUCACUGUCUUUAAACGCUUGUCUACAUACGUUCUUGUACUCAUUUGAUAACGAUCAUUUGGAAAAUCUUUACCGUGCUUUGUCUUGCCGUAAAGAACAGAAAGAGGAUCAGUUAGAGACGGAUAAAAGCAAAGACAGAAAACAUGAUACAGAAAUGGGUCCUUUACCUACGAAGAAAUCGCUGGAGUCUUUGUCAAUGGUAGAGGUUAAAAGCCCUAUUGACAAAGAAUCUUGUGUAAAAGUAGUGCCUGUUCCUGAAAUUAGACAAGGACUGGAUCAGCAAAGAAGAGGAUCUGAACUCUCCAAGGCCGAAGGCGCAGUAAUAAUUACUAAUAAAUCUCCAACUAACUCUCGUCACGAAGAAGCUGUUGUUCUGUUACACUCAGCUCCGUCGUCUCCGUGCACUUUGACGAGGGGCGGCCGAGUGCAAGACGAAGGGGUAAGUGAGUGCGGUACGAUAUCUUCUGACACCAAUGUCACGUGGCUGAGCAGCGAAUGCCCCAGCAUGUCUCCAAGCUCACCAAAUGCACUUCUGAAAAUCAAUGACGGAAACUCGACACUGUCGAGCGGUAUUUCGUCAAUUACUCCAAGUAAGUGUCCUUCUAACGCAGGGAGUCUUCAGCAUCCUAAGAGGAAGAGCAAUUCUGUAGAAAAGGACGCGAAAAGAUAUCGUCUUUCCAAAGGAUGUGCGGGUUCUUCACUGGACCGAUGCGAUAACGACGAAGCUAAAGGUGAAUUAACCAGAGAUGAAAAUCAAAAUACGAAGCGAAAUCGACGAAUGAGCCCCGUGCGGGAUAUUAUUGUUCGGGUUCUAUCACCGAAGCUGAAAAAGAGGCCAAAGACUCUCGAAUGCGUUCCAACUCACGACGAUUCCAAAACCGAGUUGCCGCCUCCUCACAAACGGACUAAAUCGCUCGUAGAAGGGAAAGAUGCCGAAGAUUUGAACGUUAGUGAUGGCAAAAGGAGUCCACUGAGACCUCUAUCGCCUGUGUGUCUCCGGGACAAAAAGCCUAAGGAGCGUUCGAAAGAAAAACGAAACGGUGUUUUAGUGUUUCGCGCAGGAUCAGAUGGUUUAGAAAUUCAUGAAGAUGUUACGUCACCAACGUCUUCAAGGUCCGCAAUAUGUGGAGAGAAAAUUACAGAAGAUGGCCCCACCUCUCCAAAAUCUGCAAAUAAAGCGAUGGACUGGGAGCGGCUAGCAACGUUUUUAGUCAUUAAACCAGUUGCUCCUAAAUCAAAAAUAAAGAUAAGCGACAAAGAUAAAAAGAAAGCCAGACAAAGUCUAGUGGAGACGGCAUCAAAGCCUGCAGAAAGGAUAAGGAUUUACGAGAAUCCUGCGAUCAGCUUGCAGAGUGAACCUGGCUCACCACCCGAUGAGCCCCGAUGUACUUCUCCCCAGUCUCCCACCAGAAGGCUGGCCAAACUCGAGGAGAGUGAUAAACUAACUGACCUUCCAACAGGACUGAAGCAGAAAAAUCGAGUCAGCACCGCUUCCACGGUAUCGCGGGUAUCUAAAUCAAGUUUAGAAUGGGAUCCAUCUUGCGCUUACGAAUAUGGCGAUGAAGACGUCAUGCCUCCACCGCCACCCCCACCUCCUCAGCCCAUCCCCGACCUACCCCCCACCCCCCAACCGAGUCCUGGGCCUGAGAGAAAAGCAGACUCCGCUGACCAUGUGGAGUGCGUCCAAGUGAGACUUGACCCAGCUCAUCGAUACAGCCUUGAGUGGGACCCAACUGGCGUUCAAAUGAGGCUGAGUGUUAUUUCUCAGGAUUCCAAUGCAGAGGGGAAGAAAAGUACCUCUUCACGACAGACAACGGAACCAGAAUACGUUUAGGAGUGCUCGUCACGUACAAAAGCCGAGCAAGUACCAAUCUACCAAUCAUAAAUUUAUAAUUAAUAUCCAUCAAUCAUUUUUGUGGCACGCAGUUUAUCUAAACGCAUCACGUGACUGGAUAUUCCCCCCCUGCUAAAACUGAAGAAUAUCUGGCGAUAAACUCCUAGUGAUAUUCCCCGGUGGCAAACCUUACUUCUAUUACGAUAAAAGUCUUCAUUCACUACGAGAACCUUUAGCUGUUGUCACAGAAGAAGGGACAUGUUUGUUUGUUCAUAAACCCCAAAAAGUAAACACCCCACGAAGCAAACUGUUAGCUGUCCGUAUUGAUUUUUUUCCAACGCUUUGCAAAGUUUUUUGAUGGAUAAUAGACACAACAGGUUUCAUUUGGCGCGAAAACACGGUCGUUUAUUUGUUUUUGGACACUAAACAAACUGUUUGGGUCUUGGAACAGAUAAUAUCCGCGGACAAAUAUCUGAGCAUAAUUUCGCGCCAAAUGGAGGUAAUUGUUUACAUAGACGCAUGUUCGGGUAGAAGUCGUCCGAAUUAGAAGUUAUAUUUAUAUCAAAACUCUUUCUAGGGAACACAAGGGAACCAAAAAUUCUUGCGAAACAUGUCCAAGUAGAGCCAGCACCCCAACCAUUUUUGUCUCGGUUUGGAUAAUUAUUUGAGUCUAAAAAAUAUGAAUAACAAGAGCAUUUCUCUAGGAGAAGUAUUUGUUCGAUUCAUUUGAAUCGCCUUUUAACUCGAUCGGUUUUAAAAUUAAAUGAUAUCUGUUAAGAUGAGUUUUUAAGUAGGUAUUUGGAAUUUUCUAGACAUUUUAAGUUCACUCAUUGAUAAGUAAUUUAUCAAUUCAGUCGUAUUCACGAGUUGUGCGCGCCAAUUUCACAAUUCAUUAAUUUAAAGCGAUGGCCUAGUUUUAACAACCUACUGUAGAAGUAGUGGAGAAAUUUCUUAAAUUUUUCUUAAAGGUAAUGCUCGAACUAUUCGUCUAGACUGAAUAGUCCUGAAGAGUUAAAGACCUGUUUUGCAUUCGCUGAUGAAAGGAAUGCAGAGUUCAACUAAGCAAGCCAAGCCUAUUGGUUAACAGCCCUGAAAGACAGAAAACUCUAAGUUGGCUUUCGAAUCCUUAAAAAAAGAGAAAUCAUAGACUUUAUUAUUCAGUGUGAACUGAAAGAGUGACGCCCAAAAGUAACCUUUAACAAAUUUCUUAUUCACAACUAAACUUCUUUGGUAUUUUUGGCUUAACACGAAGUACACUACUACUUUACUAUAUUUGAACAGCAAUCGCAUUCAUUUGACUUCUAUAACGUGAAUUCCAUAGUCCCUACUUUAGUGAACAUAUGUGAUAUCAGCAGGUAAUGAAAAGCGGACUGACUGUAUUUCGUUUGUAAAAUUCUGUAAUUUAUACUUAAGUUAUUUCAGAAGAGCGUGUUGUGUAUAUUUAAAGGUUACAACCUGAAGACUAAGUAUUGAGUAAUAUAUGAACUGGAGCUGUUUAGGAUAACUAUUUAUGCAACGAAGUUUAAAGUAAAAUCCAUUGUGAAACAUUCA
Molecule: messenger RNA, 5290 nt
Organism: Stylophora pistillata
Lineage: Eukaryota; Metazoa; Cnidaria; Anthozoa; Scleractinia; Pocilloporidae
Biological process (GO): activation of adenylate cyclase activity; hormone-mediated signaling pathway; adenylate cyclase-activating G protein-coupled receptor signaling pathway
Cellular component (GO): plasma membrane
Molecular function (GO): G protein-coupled peptide receptor activity; protein binding
Source: RefSeq, a predicted model, not a curated record